CAGUUUCAGUCGAAGUCUGCAUUUGAGGAAGCAGUGCCUCUCUGUGUCUUACCACAUUCAGGGAAAGUUAGCCAAUCUAGGCGAUAUGAACUUAAAUUUGGUGACUGUCCCAACUCCAAUAAGCACACAAUGAAAAACCAACAAUUCUGUUGAAUUUGUUCGGCCCCGAAUGACCUUGUUCAUCCAUGAAUUUGCCUAGGGGCGUGUGUGCUAAACCGCUCCAAAAGUCCUUAAGUUACGUUUACUGUCCCGGACCAUUCAAAAUAAAAUAAUUGUAACGAAUUUAAUUACAAAUUUGUGAUGGGGAUCACAAAUCGCAUCUAUGAUCAACGACUAUCGUACAAUUUGCUAAAUUGAAGGCAAUCGCAAAACUCGGGUUUACGACGUUUCAAAAAUCCCGUUACAGGGAAGUCCCCCCGCGAGGAAAUCCCCGCGCACUGACGGAAUAUUAUCGCCACAUCUCUCACACAAUUUCACCGUUGUUCUCUUUAAGCGCAGAUCUCUCUUCAGCAACAAGCACAUGUUUGGAUAUCGAGGGCUGCAUACGAAGAACAAGUAGGCAACGUCUCGGUUUGCGAUGGAAAACGCCAGUGUUGAUAUGGUCAGUGAGGUGAAGAUACGGAGUUAUAACGCUUUAAAUACGCUUUAUCACGAAACGCAACAAGAUAUCGUGAAUUUAAACACGCAGCUGUGCAUACGGGACAAUGUCAUUGGCGAAUUAAAAGCGAAGCUGGGGAAAUACGAACGGAUCUCUAUUCAUGUUGAUGAAAAUGAACCUGUCCUCGUUGGACCUUCCAAAUCAUUGAUCGAAAGCUUGUGCCAGGAAAUCUGCAAAUUGAAAAAAAGAAAGAAUGAGUUGGAGAUAAAAGCUGCCAAACAGGCAGACACAUCGCAACAAGAGAUCCAGCAUCUGCGGGGCCGUCUGGUGGAGAGCGAGCGGGAGCUGGUGCAUCUCCGGGCCCAGCCCGACCACCGCAAGGACCAGGAGAUCCACCGGCUGCGGGCCCGCCUGCUGGAGCAGGAGCGAGACGGCGCCACACGGGCCGUGCUCUGCAGCUCGCUGGCGGAGGAGGCCGAGCAGCUCCAGCUCCAGCUGGGCCUCACCAUCCGGACCUGCCAGGAGCUGAUGGCCCGGCUGGAGGCAGGGAAGGCCGGACGGGGGAGAGCAGAGGAGACCCCCUCCCAGCAGAAACCAGAAGAGACGACAGAGGCCUCCAGCUCGAUGAGUGAUAUCGCUGUGGUAUGUCAACUUAAGGAGGAUAAUAGGCUGCUUAAACAGCGAGUGGCACAUGUGGAGAACCUGAACGCCAAAUGGCAGCGGUACGACUCCAGCAGGGAGGAGUACGUCAGAGUGUUGUGUCACAGGCUGAGAGACUGCAGCGCCCAGGCCUCUGCCACCGCCACCACCACCACCACCAGCAACAGCAGCAACACCACCAGCAACAACAGCAACACCACCAGCAACAACAGCAACAACAACACCACCAGCAGAGCUGCAGGCGCCGGCCUAGUGCUUCUCCAGCAGGAGGUGACCAGACUCAACGGCCUACUGGCAGACAAGAUGGACGACGUUGAUAGGCUGGGCCGGGAGAUAGAGGAGACCAGGAGACUGAACAAGGAGCGGACACAGACCCUGGAGCAGCAGGUGCUGAUCUACACGGAGGACUUCAGGUGGGAACGGGCCGACCGGGAGAGAGCCCAGGAGAGGAUCCAGAGCCUGCAGGACCAGCUCGCCCGCCUGCAGCAAGAGCUCCACGUACAGGAGCCAGAAGACGAGAGCCUUGAAGUGGCACCCUUGCGUCGCACGGUGCACACCGAGCAACGAAUCUCCCCGAGGCAUCACGGGCAACAGUUGGUACGGUCCGCCGCUGAACCGUCACAACAGCAGCAGCAGCAGCAACAGCAGCUGCAGCUGCAGCAACCACCUGCAGUCGCCAUGGCAAUGCCCAGCAUGGUGUGGGGGGGGCAUAGCCAGGGCCAAGGAGAACUGUUGUGCCCUCGCUGUCAGAGCAGGUACAGCGACGCGGACACCGUGGAGUAUCUGAACCACUGCCAGGAGUGUGCCAACCUAUGACCAUAUACAGUAUAGCCACGCCACACUGGCACUGAAAACCACUGAACACUACAUACCGGAGAAAUUUCGUAUUUAUUUUUGUUCAUGAUACAUUUGGGGGAGCUUCAAACGUUUUUACUACAGCUCCAUUGUCCUUGGAUUGGGUUCAUGUGAAGUUAUCAUAUGGCCUGUUUAAGACCCAUUUUGUGUGUGUAUAUAAAUGUGUAUAUGUAUAUAUUUAUAUAUGCGUGUGUGUGUAUAAAUAUUUUUUUAUAUGUAUGUAUAUUAUUUUAUUUUUAUUUAUUUAUAUACUGUGUAUCAAACUAUAUCAAACGUGAGAUAAACAGAUGUAAACGCAAUGCGAUAUACCUCAAAUUUGUAAUUGAAAACAUUUUUGCACUUUUCUGACUUAUCUUAAAAUCAUUUAAAGGACUACCAUAUAGGAACAUGUAAUGUAUAAGCUGUUGAAACGGUUAUUGAUACCAUGGUGCUAUUUUUAUUCUGUAAUAUUUAGCUUGAGUUUUUUCUGACUGAAUAUUAUUAGUUUUAUAUAUUAAAUUAUGUAAUAUUUGUAUCUGGAAAAUAUUCGUAAUAUAUUCUUCAGCUAUAGUUAUAUAUUAUUUUUAAACAAAUAAAACAGUUUCUUGUGUAUUUUGCAUAACGUUAAUUUGUGUUCGGUAAGGGGCUUUCAUUUGGAGAUUUUGUAUAAAGAUCUUUUAACAACACACAACAAUAGCUCACCACACAAUAUCGUUGUGCAAGACGCUGUGUGCGUGUGUGUAGUUCCCCGCCUGCGCGGAAACCCCCUUCACAUCAUACGGCCAGCCUGGCCCUGAACAGACAAGCUGUGUAGCAGCAGGAGCAGCAGACAGAUUCCCAGCUGUUGUGUGGAUAUAGUGAAUCGCAGAGGGAGUAAACUGCAUGCACACACACACGCACACACCGACCGAGAAAAAUAAAUAAUAGAUCAGGUUACGUUCAAAGUUGAACAAAUACUCAUGGAUUAGUCUGUGGUGAAUAGGUUAGGUUCGUUUGGCGUGUACACAGGAAACACGGACAUCCCCUAAAGAGAAAAAAAGGAAGUAGCUACUAAGAGUGCACUUAAAACUUUCUUAAAGACAAACCGCCCCUUUUAUUCUUUCUUUGUGUGUUGAUAUAACGCAACGGCCGUGUAUUAUUUACUGCAGCCAGUAGCAAAU
Messenger RNA from Gadus chalcogrammus (walleye pollock), 3252 nucleotides. RefSeq names its product TNFAIP3 interacting protein 2 (gene tnip2). Gene Ontology annotation, molecular function: K63-linked polyubiquitin modification-dependent protein binding. Bases 578 to 2074 code for a protein of 498 amino acids. The record is from RefSeq and is a predicted model, not a curated record. Gene Ontology annotation, biological process: cellular response to lipopolysaccharide; regulation of transcription by RNA polymerase II. NCBI's taxonomy places the organism in Eukaryota, Metazoa, Chordata, Actinopteri, Gadiformes, Gadidae. The transcript is spliced from 6 exons.